AUGCAUCGCUUAUGGCUAAGCGCUGUAUUGGUCGCCAUACUGGUGUUACGAGCAGCAGUGGCAAACAAUCGUUGCGUUGGACUAGCAGAUGGCGUAUUUAUAAAUGAUUUUACGGCUUGUAACGCCUUCUUUACGUGUUUCCGUGGAGAAGCCUUUCCUGGAACGUGUGUCGAACCAUUUUACUUUAACGAGGAAAAACAGCUGUGUGACCAUCCGUGGGAAGUUAAGUGCCUGAUCUGUCCUCAAACUGAGGAUCUUGUACCAACCUUUGUGGCUAUUGAAAACGAGUGCCAAUUUUACACCCUUUGUAUUCAAGGAAUCGGUACCCUUCGCGAAUGUGCAAGUGGACUAGAAUUUGAUAGUGUGGCAGGAAAUUGCGAUCUGGCUGAAAAUGUUCAGUGCGAAACAGGAAUUUGUCCAAAUAACAUAAAUCCAAGCCUCCCGUUUUCAGUGCCGCACCCAACAGACUGUUCAAAAUAUUAUGUUUGCCUCCAUGGCCAGCCUACUGAGAACCAAUGUGCGGCAACGUUACUGUUCAAUCCAGUGACUAGAUUUUGCGAUUUUGAAGAAAAUGUAGUAUGUGAAGAGGGAGUACCUUCGCCUACUUCAUGUCCACCGACUGGAAUUCACCUUAUCGGUAAUCCGGCGGAUUGUAUUUCUUUCUUCGUUUGUCUGAACGGAGAGAGAAGUGACGAAGCAACGAAUUGUGCUGCGGGUUUAAUCUUCGACAUAACUGACUCGGUAUGCCGUCCUGCAAAUGAAGAGUCACGCUGUGCUGAUGGAGAAGAUCCUUUACCACCGCCUCCUCCAAUCCCACCACCUGUUGAACCGGUUAAUAAACGUUAA
Molecule: messenger RNA, 846 nt
Organism: Anopheles marshallii
Lineage: Eukaryota; Metazoa; Arthropoda; Insecta; Diptera; Culicidae
Product: protein obstructor-E-like
Exons: 2
Coding region: 1-846 (281 amino acids)
Cellular component (GO): extracellular region
Molecular function (GO): chitin binding
Source: RefSeq, a predicted model, not a curated record